This is a messenger RNA of Alternaria alternata, 2200 nucleotides long. RefSeq names its product cystathionine beta-synthase. NCBI's taxonomy places the organism in Eukaryota, Fungi, Ascomycota, Dothideomycetes, Pleosporales, Pleosporaceae. Gene Ontology annotation, molecular function: cysteine synthase activity; cystathionine beta-synthase activity. The transcript has 2 exons. Gene Ontology annotation, cellular component: cytoplasm. The record is from RefSeq and is a predicted model, not a curated record. The coding region runs from base 459 to 2069 and encodes 536 amino acids.
CUUCGUUUUGCCGGACGCAAGCAACUCCCGAGGUCGUUUCUGCACGCGGACGGCGGAUAUAUUGACGCCAAGGACAUCUUACGAACACGACUUUCAGCGAAUAUCGUGACCAGCCGGUAGUUGAUGGUCACUACCGGCUGCGUAACACUUGUCUACCACGUGAACCACAAAGACCUCGCUGUGGCGUGAAGAUGGUGUUAGGGUAGCAAAUUUGGCUAGCGUGGUAAGGCUGUGCUAGCGGUGGCUCAACCGCGGCUGUAGUGGCGGGUAGUAGCGGGUCAGGGCAUCGAGUUUGUUCUUUGCGACAACUUUGCGUUCGUAUCACGACAUCUUUUUCGUUCUUGACGUGCGCUUCCUCUCCUUGCUUAAAAUCUUGCUUACUCUCAAUAUACCUAUUUUCAGCAUAUCUACAUCAACCAGACACGUAGAGAACACACGAAAACACGAAUACCGCAACCAUGUCCACCAAGACGCGCCCCGCCAUUCCGCCAGUAGUCAUGGACAGCAUGACGCAGCAAAUCGGCAACACACCCCUUGUACGCUUGAACAAGAUCCCGCAGUCUCUGGGAAUCAAAGCAACCGUAUACGCCAAGGUCGAAGCCUUCAACGCUGGUGGUAGUGUGAAGGACCGCAUCGCCCUUCGCAUGAUCGAGGCCGCUGAAAAGUCCGGUCGCAUAAAGCCUGGUGACACUCUCAUCGAGCCUACUUCCGGUAACACGGGUAUUGGGCUGGCUUUGGUAGGCGCGAUCAAGGGAUACAGAACCAUCAUCACGCUUCCAGAGAAGAUGAGCCCAGAGAAGGUGGCGGUUCUCAAGGCGCUCGGAGCUGAGAUCAUUCGUACCCCGACAAGCGCGGCAUGGGAUAGCCCUGAAAGUCAUAUCGGUGUUGCCAAGAGAUUAGUCAAGGAGAUUCCGAACGCACACAUCCUCGACCAGUACUCGAACCCGGAUAACCCGAUGGCGCAUGAGUGUGGCACUGCGGAGGAGGUAUGGACACAAACAGACGGCAAGAUCACAUGUCUUGUUGCUGGUGCAGGAACCGGAGGCACCAUUACAGGUCUCGCACGCGGCCUUCGGAAACACAAGCAGGAUGUCAAGAUUGUUGCUGCCGACCCGCACGGCAGUAUUCUUGCCCUCCCCGCGAGCCUCAACGACGAGCGUGUGAACGAGGGCUACAAGGUUGAGGGAAUCGGAUACGACUUCAUUCCUGACGUCUUGGAGCAGAAGAUUGUAGACAAGUGGUACAAGACAGACGACCAGACAUCGUUCAUGUACGCACGCAGGCUGAUCGCCGAGGAGGGUAUCCUUGUUGGUGGUUCGUCUGGCAGUGCAAUGGCUGCUAUGGUUGAAGCUGCGAAGGACAUGAACCUGACUGAAGACGAUGUCAUUGUCGUCAUACUUCCGGACAGCAUCAGGAGUUACCUCAGCAAGUUUGCCGACGACGACUGGCUUGCAGCGAACGACCUUCUCCCUCCUACGCCUCCUCUGACACCCGACACAAACGGCGCAUCCGCACGCCGUCUCUCCACCACCAAGCAGGCCGACGCUUUCCACGGCGCUACAAUUGCUUCCCUCCGGCUCAAGCCUGUCACCACCAUCCCUUCCAACUCGCCAUGCAGCGAAGCCAUAGAAACUAUGCGUGAGAAGGGCUUCGACCAGCUUCCUGUCAGCACGUACUCUUCAUCUGGAAAGGCGCGUCUCGUGGGUCUUGUAACCCUCGGUAACCUCCUCUCCUACAUCGCGGCAGGUCGCGCUACGCCCAAGUCGUCCGUCGAAGAAGUCAUGUUCGAUUUCCGCAAACUGAACGAAGUCGUAAAAGACCUCGGUCGUCUGUCGCUAGACGGUGACAACGCGAAGAACACACAGAAGGGUGGCAAGAAGGGACGAAGGGAGUUUGUUGAGAUCACCAAGGAAACCAGCUUGGGCGACCUGAACAAGUUCUUCGAGUGGAACAGCGCUGCUGUUGUCACCGAGCGCGUAGAUGGCGAGCCUAGGGCUAUUGCUGUUGUUACAAAGGUGGACUUGCUUACUUGGAUGGUCAGGCAGGGAAGCACCAACGGAACACACUAGAUGAUAUGGAGAUGAAGAAAGAAAAGCAACAAAACGAAUAUUGGACAUGAUACACAACGAAACUCUCUACAAGAUAUGGGUCGGUGGCAUGGGAACGGUAGCGAUGGAGUUAUGGGCAUAGUAUGACUCGA